AUGAAAAUAGAAAAUAUAACCAUUCUUAAUUUGUUCGUUGUCCUCGGCCUAACCGCGGAUCCAGACGUCAGCCGGCAACUCUUCCUCCUGCUGCUCCUGGUGUACGUGGCAACGCUGCUGGGAAACCUCCUCAUCACGGUCACGGUGACCUGCGAGUCUCGGCUCCACACGCCCAUGUACUUCUUGCUCCGGAACUUGUCUGUCGCCGACAUCUGCUUCUCCUCCAUCACCGCGCCCAAGGUGCUGGUAGACCUUCUCUCCGAGAGGAAGACCAUCUCCUUCGACGGCUGCCUCGCCCAGAUGUUCUUCUUCCACCUCAUCGGAGGCGUGGACGUCUUUUCUCUCUCUGCCAUGGCCCUGGACCGCUACGUGGCCAUCUCCAGGCCCCUGCACUACGUGACCAUCAUGAAUAGAGGCGCUUGCGCUGGGCUCAUCGCGGCCUCCUGGCUGGGCGGCUUCCUCCACUCCAUCGUGCAGGUGGCCCUCCUGCUGCCGCUGCCCUUCUGCGGGCCCAACGUCCUGGACACUUUCUACUGCGACGUCCAACAGGUCCUCAAGCUCGCCUGCACGGACACUUUUGUUCUCGAGUUGCUGAUGAUUUCCAACAAUGGGCUGCUCACCACGCUGUGGUUUUUCCUGCUCCUGGUGUCCUAUUUGGUCAUAUUGUCCUUAAUAAGAGCUCAGGCGGGCGAGGGCAGGAGGAAAGCCAUCUCCACCUGUACCGCCCACGUCACGGUGAUCACCCUGCACUUCGUGCCCUGCAUCUACGUCUACGCCCGGCCCUUCACCGCCCUGCCCGCAGACAAGCCCAUCCACGUCACUUUCACGGUCAUCUCCCCGCUGCUCAACCCCCUGAUCUACACCCUGUGGAACCAGGAGAUGAAGUCGGCCAUGCAGAGACUCAGGAGAAGUCUUGGACCUUCUGAAGCAACAGGCCAGUAG
Messenger RNA from Octodon degus (degu), 942 nucleotides. Its product is annotated as olfactory receptor 4D10-like. The coding region runs from base 1 to 942 and encodes 313 amino acids. The record is from RefSeq and is a predicted model, not a curated record. Gene Ontology annotation, molecular function: olfactory receptor activity; G protein-coupled receptor activity. Gene Ontology annotation, cellular component: membrane. NCBI's taxonomy places the organism in Eukaryota, Metazoa, Chordata, Mammalia, Rodentia, Octodontidae. Gene Ontology annotation, biological process: G protein-coupled receptor signaling pathway. The transcript is spliced from 2 exons.